This is a messenger RNA of Pocillopora verrucosa, 2494 nucleotides long. RefSeq lists its product as uncharacterized. The record is from RefSeq and is a predicted model, not a curated record. NCBI's taxonomy places the organism in Eukaryota, Metazoa, Cnidaria, Anthozoa, Scleractinia, Pocilloporidae. Gene Ontology annotation, cellular component: cytosol.
ACGCUUGAAAUCUACGAAGGGGAUGAAUUAUGUCUGAUCUGUGGCAAAAAGGAUUAUUUCAACACUUGAAAACAAGAACAAUUUGAAUUUAAAGCGGAAAAAAGCUAGAAGUUUUGCUAUUAAAACUUUGACAGAUGCGUAGGGCCUGAACAUUGAUUGAAAAUUAUCAUUUAUUCUUUUGUUUAUGCCGUGCGAAGAUCUACAAUCUUCAGUCAUUUCACAAAUGAAUUGUACGUAUUCAUUUCAUUGUUAAAUUGUCGUCGCUUUGCUAUUUUAUUUUCUUUCAUCGCCUAAUUUGUAUUAGCCUCGGGUAAAAAACAAAACUUGGCGCGUCUAUGGAUUGUAUUCGGCGUUUAUAAAAUUUUCAAGUUGUAUGAAAAUCAGCCCACUUUCUUCAUUUCCGUUGUUUGUGCGUUCGUUUAAGCACAGAACGAUUACUACCGCUGUUAGACGACGAUUCAAAAUGACAUCAAACACAGGAAGCUGUCAUGGGACUCGCUAUGGUGUUAUAGUUUGCGAUAACCACGAAAAAUGGGGUGGCGUUUCAUCGAUAGGAAAGCGUUAUGUCGACAUCUUCAAAAGCAAAUCUGAGGCCGAGGAUUGGCGUAUUUUCGCAGCUAUUGAAGGCGAGGUACCUUCCAAAGGGGAUUUAGAAACAUUUGACGGCUUCUUUAUCACGGGAAGUCCCCAUUCUGCGAACGAUGAUAUCAAGUGGAUCAACGAUUUGAAGGAAUUUAUUUCUUCUUCGGCGAAUUCAUCCAAGGCUCGUAUCAUAGGUGUGUGCUUCGGCCAUCAGUUAAUUGGAGCCGCUCUGGGUGGUCAAGUCACGGCGAAUCCAUCGCAGAAAUUCGUCCUGCAGAGCGAAGAAGUCAAAACAGAUAGGAAUUUUCGAGGAAAUAAAGCAAUAAAAGAACUAAUCGAAGGCCUUGAUGGCCCCCUUCGCUUGCUGGAGUGCCAUGGUGAAUGUGUAGCGACCCUACCCCCCGGAGCUACAAAUCUGGCGGAAUCAGCAACUUGCCAUCAUGAGAUGAUUCAAUUUACAGAAAACAUCUUCGGGAUUCAAGCGCAUCCAGAAUUUAUUGUGCAAGAUUAUAAAGAUCAUCUGAUCCCUGACUUAUUCUGUGGCGGUAAACUAGACGAGAAUGGAAAGAAACUUUGCGAAGAGUCUCUUCUUCUACCUCUAGAUUCAUCUAAGAUGGCGGCUGCCUUGAAGAAGUUCCUCUCGAAAGAGGAUUCUUAAAAUUUCGAUGACAGACUCUACAAACCGAGGAAAAUGGUUGCAUAGUUAGCCAUUUUUUUCUUUUUUUUUUUUUUUUUGUUUAAGCAAUAAAAGAAAACACUUUUACCUUUAAGGGGACUAAGGUAUUUGAAAUAUCAGUGGUGUAUGUAAAAUUUCUCCACACAUUUUUAAUACUCUAACCAGGGGCUAAAAAGCAAGACUUGAUCAAAUCAUCAGGGAGCAAAAGGUUGAACAUGUACUUUUAAAUAAAGGGGUUAAGGUGCUGUAGUAGAGUAUGUGUGGGUACUUGGAAAUUUUCUGUUAGAAAAAGUACAUUGCAGGAAUCACAAUUUUGGACCACUUUUUUCACACAACUUUUAUGGUAUUAUUGGGAAGGAAACGGUUCCCUUGUUUCUACAUUUACAAAUUUGCUAAUUUAACCAGUCUGUUGCAUGAUGCUGGCCAAAGCAGUGGUUAGGGUCAAGGGUUUUUGCUGGCUGUACAGUACUACUUUACAAUGUAACCUUUGUUAGAGACAUUCUGGCUGGGUAUGCCACACACAUGUUAGCCAUCUGUCGCUAGUUUUUUUCACAACCUGACCAGUCACUGUGCUCUACAUCAACUGAAUUCCAUAUCUGGUUUUUACCAAGUUUCAUUAUACAACUUUCAACCACAGUGAAGAAUUCUAUAGGUUUGAGUGGGUCAUAUUGCAUAUCAUGUCAGUAAAAUGUAUAUACAUGCUCAGGACUAGAGAUGGUAAGGUUAAACUCUGUGCUCACCAUGGUGACAUUAAAUUUUUAAACUAACAAUGCUAGUCUGAGUGACAGUAUUUUGAUUAUUAUAGUAUUGGUAAUUUUUAUGUUAAUUAUUAUGAGUCUUCUCCAGUGUUACUGGUUUGCCCUUCACUUUUUUGCAAGAGCAGACUAGGAGUCUAGUGCUCACUAAGAAUGUCAACAAUUUUAAAAGUGGCGAUAGAAGUAUUCUUAAGGGUAUGAGUGUGUUUGUUUUUUCUUUAAGCAACAAUAUAAUUUUGCAAAACUGGGCAAAGUGCCAAUAAUUCAAUCGGUGCUGUUAUAGGUUAUUAACUGUAGACUAGUAAUGUCAUUUCACACUGCAAAAACUCAAAAUAGUGCAAGGGUGAAAGUUUGGGUAUUGAACUGGCAAAUACUUACAAUCCUCAGAAUUCAAUUAGGUGUUAGGUAUUUUUCUAAUGGAUAUUCAUGGGACAUCAAGCCUCUAUUUUAAUAAAGUAUCAACCCUAAAUGUUUCUCAUCA